GAUAGAGGCAACAUUUGUUUUAAUAAUCAUUAAAGUAAUUGCUCUAUCCAUUAACACAAUUUGGCGCCUCAAUUCUAUUUAAAGAACCUCAGAACCAGAAGUUAGCUCAUCCCACUUCCUACCUAAGCUAGCAAAGUACAAAACAAUGGCUAACUCUAGUUACCAAACUUUGCUAGAUGGCCCCUCAAAAAUAUCCAAUAGUGUCAAAUUUCUCUACAUUCCGCUCUCCUUAAUUGCCAUCUUCGGCUCAAUAGCUCUAUUUUCUCACACAAUUCUCAACAAAACCAGCGAAACUGAUGUUGUUUCAUCGAAAGCCCGUCUUUGCAGUCAUGCUUAUGAUCCAUCCUCUUGUUUGGCUGUUCUGUCCGAAGUGAGUCAUCAUUCUCCUGGAUUGCUCCAACAAUCCAAAGAUGCUGACUUACUUCGGAUGGUUUUAGCAAAAUCAUCGUACCAUAUCCGAGAAACCAUGGAGUUUACCCACCAUGUUACGAGUCGGAUGAAUGACAUAACCGGGCGGGCUGCAUUAGCUGACUGCAUGGAGUUGAUGGAUAUGUCCAUGGAUAGAGUGACGGACUCCAUGGUGGCUCUCGCGAGUAUCCAAACGGGUUCCAACUCCCAUUCGGAUAUCCAUGCAUGGCUGUCUAGUGUUCUCACUAACCAUGUUACGUGCCUGGAUGGGUUGACCGGGGCAGCCCGUUCGGUGAUGGAGCCAAUGGUGAAUGAAAUGGUAUCUAGGGCCAGAGCUUCGCUGGCUGUGUUUGUGGCAAUUGCACCAAAACCAAAAGAUGAAAUAUCGGAGCCAUUAAAAGGUGAUUUCCCAUCAUGGAUUACUAGUAAAGAUCGGAGGCUCUUGCAAUCCUCGGGUCAGAAUAUCAAUGCAAAUUCGGUUGUGGCGCAAGAUGGAAGUGGGAAUUACCGGACCGUCCAAGCUGCGGUCGAUGCUGCUCCUAGUAAUUCCCCAAACCGUUACGUAAUCUACGUGAAAAAAGGAACUUACAAGGAACAAGUUAAUAUAGGAAAGAACAAGAAGAACUUGAUGUUGGUUGGUGAUGGACAGGAUGCCACCAUUAUCACUGGAAGUUUGAACGUUGUCGAUGGAUCUACCACCUUUAGAUCUGCAACUGUUGCUGCUGUAGCGGAUGGAUUCAUAGCCCAAGAUCUCUGUUUCCAGAACACAGCCGGCCCGGAGAAACACCAAGCCGUCGCACUUCGGGUCGGAGCUGACCAAUCGGUGAUAAACCGUUGCAAAAUCGACGCAUUCCAAGACACACUCUACACCCACAGCCUUCGCCAAUUCUAUAGAGAUUGCUACGUCACCGGCACUGUCGACUUCAUCUUCGGAGAUGCCGCCGUAGUCUUGCAAAACUGCCAGCUCGUGGCCCGAAGGCCCAUGAACAACCAACAGAACAUGGUCACGGCCCAGGGCAAGACUGACCCGAAUACCAACACCGGAACGUCCAUCCAAAACUGUAACAUAGUCCCCAGUUCGGACCUUGCACCCGUUAAGGGAUCCAUAAAGACAUUCCUGGGACGCCCAUGGAAAGAGUAUUCCAGGACGGUGGUGAUGCAAUCCAGCAUUAGUGAUCAUAUUGACCCGACGGGGUGGGCCCCUUGGAGCGGCGAUUUUGCACUUAAUACCUUGUACUACGGUGAGUAUAUGAAUAGAGGCCCCGGAGCUGGAACUAGUGAGCGGGUUAAUUGGCCCGGUUACCAUGUUAUCACCAGCGCGGCGGAGGCCAGUAAAUUCACGGUGGCGCAACUCAUUCAGGGCGGUCAGUGGCUGAAGAACACUGGAGUGACCUACACUGAGGGUCUCUAAUUUUAGUAAAUAAUUAAUAUAAAUAAUGACGCCUUUGUUUGUGUCGCUCUGAUAUUCUUAAAAUGGUGCACCAACUAUAAUAAUAUUUUAAGUUGUUUAGUAUCUCAAUUUCGUUAAUAAAUGCUAUUUGUAGUAAGAAAUAAAUUGUUAUGCUUCUAUUCUAUUUCUAUGUUUUGAGGUGAGUUAAUAAAAUUGUAUAACAGAGACAUGGUCAAAAGGGC
This is a messenger RNA of Oldenlandia corymbosa var. corymbosa, 2040 nucleotides long. NCBI's taxonomy places the organism in Eukaryota, Viridiplantae, Streptophyta, Magnoliopsida, Gentianales, Rubiaceae. The record is from the annotation of a GenBank genome assembly.